UUUGAAACAUGUCGCUUAGUUUUGUCGCUCAUUUUGUCGCUCAGUUCAGUGAUCCACCUCUGGACGCCCAAACUGUGUUUUCCUGGCCAAUUUGGCAAUGAUUCUACGACAGAAGCUUCAUGGAGUAAUCUUGAGUACCCAAAGAUGCAUUUUCACCUCUAUUUACAGAAAUCUCUCAUUGGGAUGCAGAGAAAUCAGAGAACGAGAAAUCACGCAGGAUGCCAAGAAAUCCAUUGAAAAUCACUGGAAGGAAGUUGUGAGUCGUGGAGAGUUCAAUGAGGAGGCUCCUGGGGAGAAGCACUAUGUCUUGUCGAUGUUUCCCUACCCUUCAGGGAAUCUGCACAUGGGACAUGUCCGGGUGUACACGAUAAGUGAUGCCAUGGCGAGAUUUUUUCGCAUGUGCGGAAAGAAUGUUCUUCAUCCAAUGGGAUGGGAUGCAUUUGGACUUCCGGCGGAGAAUGCAGCACGUCAACGGGGAAUCCCAGCGAAUCAAUGGACGGAAAGUAACAUCCGGAAUAUGAAGCAGCAGCUGCAGCGUUUGGGAUGUUCAUUCGAUUGGCGUCGGGAGGUGGCUACAUGUCAUCCAGGCUACUACAAGUGGACACAGUACCUCUUUGUGCGUCUCUUCCGGGAGAGAUUAGCCUACCAGAGGGAAGCUCUUGUGAAUUGGGAUUCCGUAGAUGAGACUGUUCUUGCCAAUGAGCAAGUAGAUGCAAAUGGAUGUAGUUGGCGGUCGGGGGCGAAAGUAGAGAAGCGUCUACUUAAGCAAUGGUUCAUCCGGACAACGAGAUUCUCAAAGGAACUCCUGGAGGGUCUGGACAAUCCCAUCUUGGAGGAUUGGAAAGACAUUGUGAACCUCCAGAAGCACUGGAUUGGUGAAUGUGAUGGAUAUUCAUUUGAUUUUCCUAUUUUGAGCUGCCUUCCUGGCCAGAAACCUCCCAUUUCUGUGCUAAGUAUCUGGAUUGAGCGUCCGGAAAUGAUUAAAAUUUCUUCCUUUGUUGGAGUCUCUCCUAGUCAUCCACUAGCAGCUCAUUGCAGUAACCUUGUUGCUGUGAAUCCUUUCACAGGGCAGAAAAUCCCUCUCCUGGUGGCGGAAGAUUCACAUUUCCAACCAGGAUGUGAUGUUUUUCUGGGAAUCCCAACCAUCAGGGAGGCAGACAAGCAGCUAGCUCACAAUGCUGGUAUUGAAAUUCACACAAAAAGCAUUCCCAAAGCCUCAGAAGCAGAAGAAGUCAUCAGAGAAGCGAGGAAAUUGGGAAUUGGUGGUUUUCCGGUGAGUUCAAAGCUUAAGGAUUGGGCAAUCUCACGGCAGAGACUGUGGGGAACGCCAAUUCCCAUUAUUCACUGCCCAGCAUGUGGCCCUGUGCCAGUUCCGGAAGAUUCCCUCCCAGUCACCCUUGAGAUGGUUCAGGAAGAGAAAGCUCCAUGCCCGGAGUGUGGGCAGGAAGGGAAGAGAGAGAAGGACACAAUGGAUACAUUUAUAGAUAGUUCUUGGUACUUCCUUCGCUUCCUGGAUCCAAGAAAUGACAGAGAAAUCUUCCGGAAAGACAUUGCCGGAAGUACAAUGCCGGUGAAUCUCUAUAUUGGUGGGAAGGAACAUGCUGUUGUUCAUCUAUACUAUGCACGCUUUAUGAAUCACUUCCUCCACUCAUUAGGGCUUGUCCCUCAUCCUGAACCCUUCCGGAGGCUUCUUGUUCAGGGAAUGGUAAUGGGAAAGGCGUUCUGUGUGAAGGAAUCCGGGAAGUAUCUUUCAGAAAGUGAGGUGGAGAUUAUCGAUGAGAAGCACAAUAAGGCCGUAGAGAGAGCCACCGGAAAGCCCGUCCGGAUGUCCUGGGAGAAAAUGUCUAAAUCCAAGUUCAAUGGAGUCAAUCCGGAGGAUGUAAUCGAUGAAUUGGGCAUUGAUACCACACGCUUAGUCAUCCUCGGUGAUGCUGCGCCGUUUACACAGAGAAAUUGGUCCAGGACAACCUUUCCGGGAAUGAUAAAUUGGCAACGGCGCCUAUGGAUGACCGUUCAUGACUUUUGUCACCUCCGAGAGGAAGCUUCUGCGGGAAGAAUUAUCUCAAAGAGUCCGGAAUUUGCUGAGGAGGAAGCAAAAAUCUCAGAUGCGAGAAAUUUCUACGUUCAAGGGACGACUUUUCACUUCCGCCACACACAUAUGCUGAGUGAUGCCAUCCGGAAGAUGCAGGGACUCACCAAUUCCAUCCGCAGAGUUCCUCAGGAUGUCAUGCAGUCUAGUGGGGAAUUUCAGCGCGCUCUUGCUGCACAAAUUGCAAUGCUCGCCCCCAUAGCGCCGCAUUUUGCCUCAGAAUUGUGGGUGAGAUUUGCAGCAGUUGCCCAGAAGGAUGAAUUUGUUAAUUUGACGGAUGAUGUGCUGCAGCAAAAGUGGCCGGAAGUUGAUCAGGAGUACGAAUUGGGGUUGGUAGUGAAGGUGAAUGGCCUUGAAUUGGCCACAGAGAAAUUUCCCAGGAAGAUUCUGGACAGGAUGAGUAAGGAGGAAGCCACCCAGGUUGCUCUGAGGCAGCCCAAAGUGAUCAGAUUUAUUAAGGAAAAGAAGAUUUUCAGCACGGAAGUUGUAUUUUAUCCUGGAUGCAGGGUUGUGGCGAAUAUGAUUGUUGAGAGGAGUUCCGGGAAGAAGAAGGAAGAAGCGGAAAAGAAGCAAAAGGUACAACAGGAGCAAUGUUAGAGGAAAGAAGAUUUUUAGAGGAAGAGAUAAUAAAAUGAAGAAGAAAAUAAGAAAAUUCUUUUAUUCCUUAAAAUUUCAGGAAGUUCUGCUGGCUCCUGCAAGGAAGUAAUCCUGCUCCCAAACAUUUAAAGUCCUUCCGGGCAUUUCUUUCAGCUAUUCGCAGGCUGUGUGGGCGUUCGGCGGGCAAAGUAAUCAAGUGAAAAUUAUGCCAACAACCAGGUUAAUGAUUUUUUAAUGAUCUGCCCUCGAUGGGAUCAUAAAUCACGUCAAACUGAGACGGAGGAUUUGCAUAAAGAAGUCAGCAGCAGCGAGGUAUAAAAGAACCUCCUCCAAUUCUUGUCUUCAGUAAGCAAAGCAAUGAAUUCCCUUCAAGUUAUCCUCCUCGUGGUCAUCAGCUGCAGUGUGGCUCUAGCUGAGCCUAUCAAUCGUGCCAAGCACUCCCGGACAAGCAAGGAAGAGCCCAAGAAGGUGGAAGCAGCCCAGGAGAAGCAAUUCUUCAUGGAAGGUAGUGGUGGCUUCCCAUCUGGCUUCUCUGGAGGAAGUUUCCCGGAUUUCGCAAGCCCCGGAGGCUUCUACGCUUCUGGUCAGGAAGAUUUUGAUUUUGAACCUCAAUCGAGGGAUAUGAUUUGCUUAAUUGGUGGGAAUUUCCUAUGCCAGAAGCUCUGCAGAAAAUGGCAGGCAAAGGAUGGCUCAUGCGAAGCCGGGACUAAUAAUUGUAAAUGCCAGUAGAGAAGCCUUCAUCAGCCCUCUGACAAAAAUGGUGGUGGAUCAAUAAAGAUUUAAUGCAAAGAAAA
Messenger RNA from Lutzomyia longipalpis, 3480 nucleotides. It is a transcript of the gene LeuRS-m, whose product is annotated as leucine--tRNA ligase, mitochondrial. Gene Ontology annotation, cellular component: mitochondrion. Bases 98 to 2686 code for a protein of 862 amino acids. The transcript has 5 exons. The record is from RefSeq and is a predicted model, not a curated record. Gene Ontology annotation, biological process: leucyl-tRNA aminoacylation; mitochondrial translation. Gene Ontology annotation, molecular function: leucine-tRNA ligase activity; ATP binding; aminoacyl-tRNA deacylase activity. NCBI's taxonomy places the organism in Eukaryota, Metazoa, Arthropoda, Insecta, Diptera, Psychodidae.